AGCCCAGGCGAGGCUGCUCCGACUCCGGCUCCGGCUCGGCGGGGCGGGCGGCUCCCCUCUCGCCCCGUGAGCCCCCCGCACCCCUCCGCCGUGGAGGCUGCGGCAGGUGGCUGCCGGCGGGGCGAGCUCCGAAGGGUGAAAGCGCCGGGAAGGUGACAGCGGCUCCAUGGGGGGCAGGAGCCGGGGCUCCUGGUGAGAUUCCCAGAGCCCGGGAUCUGAACGCCGCGCUCAGCAGCCGCCCGGCUCCUCUCCAUCCUCCCCGAGGGCUCGGAUGGAGGCUGCGUGCAACAGCAUGGCCCUGGAGAGGCUGGGGGAAGCCCUGCGCGGCCCCCCGGCCCCGCAGAGCUGCCUGCUGCUCCUCGUCUGCCUGCUGGCCGCGGUGCACCUGGGCAAGCUCCUCCUGCAGCGGCGGCGGCGGCGGCGGCAGGGCGAGCGCCGGGGGCCGCCGGGCCCCUUCCCCUGGCCCCUGAUCGGCAACGCGGCGCAGCUGGGCAGCGCCCCGCACCUCUCCUUCGCCCGCCUGGCCGGCACCUACGGCGCCGUCUUCCAGCUGCGCCUGGGCCGCUGGCCCGUGGUGGUGCUGAACGGCGAGCGGGCCAUCCGGCAGGCGCUCGUCCGCCAGGGGGCCGCCUUCGCCGGCCGGCCGGCCUUCCCCUCCUUCCAGCUGGUGUCGGGCGGGCUCAGCCUGGCCUUCGGCGGCUACUCGGAGCUGUGGAAGCUGCACCGGCGGGCGGCGCACGCCACGGUGCGGGCUUUCUCCACCGGCAGCCCCGCCACCCGCCGCCUGCUGGAGCGGCACCUGCUGGGCGAGGCGCGGGCGCUGGUGGCGCUGCUGGUGCGGGGCAGCGCCGGCGGCGCCUUCCUCGACCCGUCGCGGGUGCUGCUGGUGGCCGUGGCCAACGUGAUGAGCGCCCUGUGCUUCGGCCGCCGCUACAGCCACGGCGACGGCGAGUUCCUGCGCCUGGUGGGGCGCAACGAGCAGUUCGGGCGCGCCGUGGGCGCCGGCAGCCUGGUGGACGCGCUGCCCUGGCUGCGCCGCUUCCCCAGCCCCGUGCGCGCCGCCUACCGCGCCUUCCGCGACCUCAACCGCGACUUCUACGCCUUCGUCCGCCGAAAGUUCCUCCAGCACCAGCGCAGCCUGCGGCCCGGGGCCGCCCCCCGCGACAUGAUGGACGCCUUCAUCCGCCUGCAGCGGGAGCAGCCGCGCCUGCAGCUCGAGCACGUCCCCGCCACCGUCACCGACAUCUUCGGCGCCAGCCAGGACACGCUCUCCACCGCCCUGCAGUGGCUCCUCAUCUUCCUCAUCAGGUAUCCCAAAGUGCAGGCCAAAAUGCAAGAAGAAGUGGAUCGGAUUGUUGGGAGAGACCGCCUGCCGUGUGCUGAAGAUCAGCCCCACUUGCCCUACAUCAUGGCUUUCUUGUACGAGUCCAUGCGGUUCAGCAGCUUCGUGCCUGUUACCAUCCCGCACGCCACCACGACCAACACCUUCAUAAUGGGCUACCUCAUUCCCAAGGACACCGUGGUAUUUAUUAAUCAGUGGUCAGUGAAUCAUGACCCAGCGAAGUGGUCCAACCCAGAGGACUUUGACCCAACGAGAUUUCUGGAUGAGAACGGCUUCAUCAACAAAGAUCUCACUAGCAGCGUGAUGAUUUUCUCGCUGGGAAAGCGGCGGUGCAUCGGAGAGGAGUUGUCCAAGAUGCAGCUGUUUCUCUUUACCUCCAUACUGGUGCAUCAGUGCCAUUUUACUGCUAAUCCAAAUGAGGAUCCUAAAAUGGACUUCACUUAUGGGUUGACCAUUAAACCGAAGCCAUUUACUUUGAAUGUUACGCUUAGAGAUAGUAUGGAUUUGCUUGAUAAGGCUGUCCAGAGACUGCAAACAGAGAAAACAGCCAAUGAAAGUCAGCUGUCUGCAAACACCUAAGCACCGAGCCUCGCAUCUAAAGAUACUCCCUCUCUCUUUUUAGAAUUAAAUAAGUUAUAGUUUGUUUUGCUGAUUUUUUUUUUUUUUUUUUUUGAAAAUAGCCAACAUUGCAAGGAACAAGAGCAGAAAUGAAAACUUCACAAGACAUAAUUCAGUACUCUCUAACUCUAGGAGAGCCAGGGGAAUGAUUUAAUAUAUUAAACGUUAACAAACAUAUGCAGUUUGAAAGAAAGACUCAUUUCCUUGCGUGUUCACAGAAGUUACCAUUGUAAAGCACAUUUUAUUUACUGACUGGUUGGAUGGAGCACCUCUGGAAACUGGUGGUACAAUCCUUUCCGUGUCUCCAUAUGCUGUGCCUUAACUCUAACUUUGCCUUCAGUGACUCCACAUCCCAAAGUAACAUCUUGUACUAACAAAACAAAACACAGAAACCAAACAGCCAAACAUGCUCAGAAUAUUGUAGCCUCCCUCUGAAUUCACUGUACUGGAAAGAGCCAUAAGCAUGUGGCAAGCCCUGUGUUGUGACUGCUGGGGAUGUACAUUAAUGCCUCGAUAAUAAAUGUUUAAAUGAGUUUUGGUAAAA
Cygnus atratus (black swan) is the source of this 2504-nucleotide messenger RNA. Its product is annotated as cytochrome P450 1B1. The transcript is spliced from 3 exons. The record is from RefSeq and is a predicted model, not a curated record. Gene Ontology annotation, biological process: hormone biosynthetic process; progesterone metabolic process. The coding region runs from base 272 to 1921 and encodes 549 amino acids. Gene Ontology annotation, molecular function: heme binding; steroid 17-alpha-monooxygenase activity; iron ion binding. Lineage: Eukaryota; Metazoa; Chordata; Aves; Anseriformes; Anatidae.